This is a messenger RNA of Haliotis rubra (blacklip abalone), 1797 nucleotides long. RefSeq lists its product as uncharacterized. The record is from RefSeq and is a predicted model, not a curated record. Bases 1018 to 1797 code for a protein of 259 amino acids. NCBI's taxonomy places the organism in Eukaryota, Metazoa, Mollusca, Gastropoda, Lepetellida, Haliotidae. The transcript is spliced from 6 exons.
CUUACCUCAGACAUUUUGGUUAAAUUUGCUGUACAGCUGGAAAGUUGGUCUAAAGUUAUUGCCCCUCUAACUAAUCUAAUUGAAAUAACAUUGGGCUAAAUGAAAUAAGAUGUCGUACUCCUUGUUUUACACAUACACGUAAUAUUAUUUGCAUACAAGUACGACUUACGUAAUAUUAUUAACAUCAGUGUUCAUUUAUUUACACCAGUGUUAAUAUAUCUCUCUUCUUUAUUAACAUUAGUGUUAAUCUGUCAACGCAAGCGUGCCUCGAUACAUUUUGGCGCCAAUGAAUGGUGAUCGAGGCAAUCGCUGCACCUCUACCGGCCUCAUAUUACAUAAUAACUAGACAUUCUUUAGAUAUCUUCAAAUGGAUGUCAGCAUUUUCAAAACGCAGUGAUUUCAAUGCGAAUAUCGUCUGUCAACUCGCGCGAUCGUAGCCUAAAGACGUAAACGCUUUGAUGGCGCAAUAAGCUAUUUUUAGAAUGUGGCGUGCCAGUUCGCUAAAAAGGUAGGGAAAAGUAGUAACCCACACACGGGAUAUAUUAAUUUCAUUUAAUAUCAUUAUUUCCAUGAAAAAUAGGUAUCACUUAUUCAGACAGGACAUUAAGUUUGUGUGUAACAUGACAUUGUGACAAAUGAACCAAGGGAGGUAACUCUACGGCAACAGUGCCGUCAUCUUCCAAAAGUGCCGUCAUCUACGGGGUUUACACAUUCCACUGCACGAUCCUCGCCAUUUUCAGAAGACAGAACAAGCUGACGUUGUCAUUAUUCUCCCCAGCAGAUCUCUCAAGCCGCAGUCUACUGUCUGCGCUGCCAACACCAGACAGGAUCCCCCUUCCUGAUCUUGCACCUACUACGAUUGCAGCCCUUCAAGCAGGUGAAAGGAGCAGCCAGAUUUUUAACUCUGUAUUGAAGCGAGUGAAACGUUUCACACAACUGUUUAUCCAUCGAUGUCAUCUUCACCAUACUAUCAAUCAAUCGGCAGGAGGAUGGUGGCAAAAUAUCCUUCAUUUGCCUAUGCACAUGGCAAGACACCUUGGAGCUUUUUUUGUGUCCAAAUUGAGUCAGCGAUGCGCACCAAUAGAUUUCAAAACAAUGCAAACGAGACCUGCACCUAAGGAUUCUGAAGAUGCACAACCUCAGAAGUUGUUCAAGAUGGCUAAUAAAUCAUCAGGUGUGACAUCAGAGAAAGAUUUUGCAUCCUAUCUUGAUGAAAUAAAGAAGGAAUGGGAAGGAAAGCAAUCAAUUACUCAGCUGCGAACCCUACUAAAACAGACAAGACAAUUCCGCAAAGAGUGGCAAACCACCUUGAAGACCGGGAAGAUUGAGCCCAUUUUAGAAAAGUUCCCUUGUUUUGAGGAAGGAUGCUUUUUGGUGUAUGAAUUCUUUGGCCAACGCAGUGAUGAUCCAGAGGAAGCGAGGGAAGAAAUUGCCAGAAAUAUGGAAUGGAUAAUGCAGACUGUCGCAUCUAAGAAAACUGCACCUGAGGGUACUGAUGCUCAAAAAAGCAUCCAACUGUUCCGGGAUUUUGAGAAGCUUGUUUCCAAGCAAAAGGGCAAGGGUUUGAAGUCAAAGACCUGCAUUACCAUAGUCAAUGAUGUGAAGAGUGUGGAAACAGUUCCUCGGAAACAUCUGCACAGCCAAGUGGAAGAGGCUCCUCAUCUUGUGGUCUUCCUUGACAGCUCAAAACACAUCCUAUGCCAAUUCAUUGUAGGAGACAAUGUAAAGAUUAUUCUUCAAACACAGUCAUUGUUUGAUGCAGUGAUCAGUCUCCUUGGGAGUUACUAUGUUUUUUGA